Colletotrichum karsti is the source of this 1683-nucleotide messenger RNA. RefSeq lists its product as uncharacterized. The coding region runs from base 1 to 1683 and encodes 560 amino acids. The transcript has 5 exons. Lineage: Eukaryota; Fungi; Ascomycota; Sordariomycetes; Glomerellales; Glomerellaceae. The record is from RefSeq and is a predicted model, not a curated record.
AUGCGUCUAUCCCCAAAGGGUCAAGAGGAAAGUGACCAAGACCCUCACCGACCGGUUGUCCGAGUCGAGAAGCAUGUCACAACGCUCCCCAACGAGAGACAAUCACUCGGAGCCCGAGAUGUACCCACUACCGCCGCCGGGGCCGACCCUCCCGCCCCGCCCCGGCAUACAUCAACAUCCAACAGCGCCCCCUCAAACGUCUCCUCCCCUGCUCCUUCGAGCGUGGCGUGUGGGCAAGCGACAUCACCCUGGACGUCACUUGCCACACCGAGUGCUUCCCCUGAGAUCGACACAGCUGCCAUCUUGAAAGAUGCGGUUGAUCAGGUGCAACGACUGAGAUUGCAGACCAUCGCCGCUGCCACCAUCACUGAGAAUGUGCAUUUACCACCAGAAUUGUGCCGGAAAUGGAUUGAAAGCUACUUCACACAUAUGCAAACUGAGAUGUUCGUCAGCCUUGUGAACCUCAAGCUGAUCAAGUUAAUGCCCGACUUGAUUGAUCUCCCCCAUGUUCACUUGGAUCCGGCCAUACUUGUAGUUUACUACGGCAUUCUGUAUCACGGUUGCGGCCUCAGUGCGUCGUUUGAGGGGGAUUCCGAGGGGUUGCAUUACGCCCGCAUGCUGUACCUCUGCUGUCUGCGCUCGCUUCCGUUAUGGCAGCGUGAGGCAACAGGCACGACGACGGACUUCAUCGCCGCAAUCUUCAUGUGUCGCGCAGCUGCUGAGUGUUUCGACGAAGAGCUCAGCUGGCGGAUGUACACAUACGCCUGCGAUUACGCCCAGAAGCUCGACUUCCACAAUCUCGAUGCUCAUCCCCAUAGCAGCAGCGUCUUGUUGGACCAGGCAAAAUUGGACACUGACCGAAAGGGGUUUUGGGAGAUGAUACAGAUCGAUUACUUCUUCAGGCUCCUCUUCAACAAGCCGCCGUCAAUGACCUCGCAGAUCAACUCCUGGAAAGUUAACUUGCCUUGGUUAUCUGCUGAGAACACACCCGAUAUCAACGCCGUUUCAACCGUUGCCUUUCUUGCCAGCUCGAGACAGACUUUCGUUCUAUCCCAGUUCUAUCAGGAACUGGAGAACACCCACUGCGACGAGGAGGAGAUGCGUCCCAAGACUGAGGAACUGUGUCGCGAAAUCAAUCGCAUAUUCGAAGCGUGGGAUAUUGAGGGAUGGGUGCAAAGAACCAUGUCCAGCGAGAACAAGGCCGAAGCCUGGAUGAUGAGCGACGUGGCGCUGUCGGGCUACACUUACAUCAUCUUCAUGCUCCGGAAGCUCUCCGUGCUCCGCUCCAACUCCCCGCGCCCCGUCAUGUCCGACGCCGACGUCCCCGACUCUCCGCUGGCCGUCGACGCCUCCCGUCGCAUUUUGACCGUGGUGCACUUGACUCUAAUGAGCAACCCGUUCCCGGAAACCAUGUGCGUCCUCUUUGGCAUGUAUCGCCUCUACGUCGCAUACGCGUGUCUGAUGAACAGCGUGUUGCACGCACCCGACGUGCGUGCUCACGCCGAUGACGUCGCGCUGCUCGAGAGUGUGUGCGACGUCAUGGCUUUGGCGUCGAGAGGAGAGAGGGACUUUGUGCCGUUGAUAAGGGCAAUUCAGAGUCUGGGAGUCGAGGUCAAGAGGAGGUUUAAUGAGCCCGGGACCAACGCGCCGACGCCGAUGUUUGGUUUGGGUACAGGACUCUAG